AUAUGAUUGGCUUGAUCUACGGAUGACGUGGAGAUUUCUCCAUUUUGUGUUGUGUGCAGAGUGGAUUCAAUAGGGUUUAGCAAAGAAAAACUCAGGUUCGUAAAUUGGUUGCAUAAUGCCAAAGGUGAAAACGAGUCGCGUGAAAUACCCUGAUGGGUGGGAAUUGAUUGAGCCUACCCUUGGUGAAUUAGAUGCGAAGAUGAGAGAAGCUGAGAAUGAUUCAGAUGAGGGUAGAAGAAAAUGCGAAGCUUUAUGGCCUAUUUUCAAGAUUGCCCAUCAAAGAAGCCGUUACAUUUUCGACCUUUCCAAAACCAAUGGAAUUUCUAAAGAGCUUUACGAGUUUUGUUUGGAACAAGGUUAUGGUGAUCGUAACUUAAUUGCCAAAUGGAAAAAGCCAGGAUACGAAAGACUCUGCUGCCUGCGCUGCAUUCAGCCUAGGGAUCACAAUUUUAGCACAACCUGUGUGUGCAGGGUCCCAAAGGAACUAAGAGAGGAGAAAGUUGUUGAGUGUGUUCAUUGUGGUUGUAAGGGCUGUGCAAGUGGAGAUUGAUUGACGGCUACUUUCAUGCAAUAUUCUGUGUACUUUAAGGUACAAAGGUCUCCCCUUUGUCCAAAGCUUACUCUCACUCUUAACUGCUUGCUUUAGCUGAAUUUGUGAUAUGACUAUUAAGGGUCAGGCAUUAAGUAUCAUAGAUAGCCGAUUAAGUUGGAAAUGAAUGAAUUCUAUAGUGUAGUUGAUUAAUAGUUCAUUCCCAUCAUCAAUUUGUCUUCAUUGAUUAGUUGAAUUGCAAAUUUUUUGUUACCUUAGAAAACAUUAUCUGCUGAAUAUGUCACCUUUCAUUGUAACAUUUAAUGCCUAUUAUAAUUAGCUCUUUUCUUUUA
Mercurialis annua (annual mercury) is the source of this 882-nucleotide messenger RNA. Its product is annotated as protein BUD31 homolog 1-like. Lineage: Eukaryota; Viridiplantae; Streptophyta; Magnoliopsida; Malpighiales; Euphorbiaceae. Gene Ontology annotation, cellular component: spliceosomal complex; nucleus. Bases 116 to 550 code for a protein of 144 amino acids. The transcript is spliced from 2 exons. Gene Ontology annotation, biological process: mRNA splicing, via spliceosome. The record is from RefSeq and is a predicted model, not a curated record.